Messenger RNA from Phymastichus coffea, 2614 nucleotides. RefSeq names its product syntaxin-12 (gene Syx13). Bases 288 to 1109 code for a protein of 273 amino acids. The transcript is spliced from 6 exons. The record is from RefSeq and is a predicted model, not a curated record. Gene Ontology annotation, molecular function: SNARE binding; SNAP receptor activity. Gene Ontology annotation, biological process: vesicle fusion; vesicle-mediated transport; intracellular protein transport. Gene Ontology annotation, cellular component: membrane; endomembrane system; SNARE complex. Lineage: Eukaryota; Metazoa; Arthropoda; Insecta; Hymenoptera; Eulophidae.
UCGACUGCAGCGACGUGAGCGAGCGAAAGAGAGCACCUUUAGGAAUACAAAUUCGCACGAACUGAAGCCUAUCGAGCCAUAUACACUUCACACACAGACGUGUCACACACACGUACGCUCUUACGCACAUAAACGAAUCCAUAGACUUUGAGCUGGAAAAUUGCACUGGGUAAUUGUCAUUUUCCUGGGGAGAGUCCUGCAGCUGCGCCUACCUUUAAAUGUCCUAGCAAGAAAGGUUUCUAUCAAACGAGAACUCGUCGUCGUCGUUGUCAAGAGGCUCACACAGGAUGGCACACAGUUCUCACACCUAUGGGUCUACAGACCAAAGGUCAGAUGUACCUGAUGUGGGCUUUAGUCCUACAGAGCUAUACAGUCUCAGUGAAAACAUCAUAACAAAUAUAUACACAAUCAACACGAGCUACAGGACUUUGGAGCGAGCCCACAAGCAUAUUGGAACCAAUAAAGAUAAUCAGACUCUUAGAGAUAAAGUGCAUAUUACGCAGCUGAGCACUAACCAAACGGUGACUCAAACUAGUAAAGAUAUUGCAAGACUGACAGUUUUGAUGCGAGGAGGUGACAAACAGCAGAAAUUACAAAUUGAGAAGCUCAUAAGUGACUUUAAAGAUGCUGUACAAAAAUACUCUGAUAUGCAAAGAUCCAUUGCAGACAAGAUGAAAAGGCACAUACUUGUGAGAGGAACUGUAGAAAUCCAUGAUUUUGAAGAUGAUGAGCAAGCAGAACAACAAAAACUUAUCCAAGCUCAGGAAACUGCUGAUCGGAAAGCUGAACUGCGGCAACUACAAUUUGAGCAUGGCUUAACAUUGGAUCAAGAGGAUAGAGUAAGACAAAUCGAAGGCGAUAUUUUAGACGUGAAUCAAAUUAUGAGAGAAUUAGCAGGACUUGUGUAUAAACAGGCAGACUCAGUUAAUAGUAUUGAAAACAAUAUCGAAAACGCACACGGACACGUUGAAUUGGGAACACAGGAGUUAAUAAAGGCUAGUAACUACCAAAAUAAAUUUAGACGGAAAGUAUGCAUUCUCUUAGUUGUAGCUGUUGUUUUCGCAACUAUUUUGAUAUUGUGCAUAGUUUUAACCAAUAAAACAAGUUAGCAAUUUUAAAUAUUUAAGAAUGUGGAAAGUUGUAAUUGGUUGUCUCAAUCUAACGGCAAUGACUUGUGUUCUAAAAGUCAUGUUUAUUGUAAUUAUUACGUUGUCUGUUCUUUCGUUGAAUUUGCAUUUUCGAUAUGCGCCAUAAAAAAAGGUUAAACUGUUCUGCGAAUUAUUUGUAAGCUUCCUGAAUUCAUGCUGUAAUGGCUUUAGCCUUAUAAUCAUUAACAAAAUCGAACUGUGCAUUACCAUUUUCUUCAAGUAUUUGUAAGUUAAGUAGGUAUUAUAUUGGGUAAUUAAUUUCUGGAAAUCUAGAGUUCUAUCACUAAUAAUAUAACAAUUAAUUACUUUAUUGAAUCAUUAAUUUUGAAAUAGUUUUGUGUUAAGUAAAAAAAUUUUCUGCAUUGAUCAGUGUUAUAUUUGAAUGUUUGUUAUUCAAUAUGAUACUGCUUAAGAUUGUUUGUAAAAAUUUUAUGGAAACAUGUAUACAUUUAUUGUACAAAAUUAAUCAAUGAAAUUCAAAAAUUAAUCGAUAAAAUUUAUCCCGUCGUCACAAUUUUUAUAAAGAAUUGUAAAUUGUAAUACUUAUUGUACUUGAAAAUUAUUUGUCUCCUUUGUUGUGAGUUGAAUUGCAAUUUAAAUAUCAUAAAAACUUAAUUUUGUCUAGAAAAAUUGUUGCUUUAGCAUAAUACAUGCGUCAUCGUCAUUAUAUUUUUAUUACUAUUUUAUCAUUUAUUGUAUUAUAGUGUGCUCAAAUUUUACAUAUAUUUUUUCUCUGUAAAAAAAUCAAAUUGUUUAUAAAGCGCGUUGAGAUUUGAAAUUGCUCGCCUCAAUACAUUUUCAAGUUAAAAACAUCAGCCAGGGGCUGACUUAUAUAUGCAUUGUCAUGAUAUCACUUGUCUAUUACCUGUAUUUUCAAAUUUAUUGCAGAAAAAGAAAACUAAUAGCCGUUGAGAAUAAUGUGCCUAUAUAUUUUCAUUUCAAUUGACGAUUAAUCUAUCUUGCGAUCUUUUCGUACUUUCCUUAACGGCUUCUGGUUUUAUUGACGAGUUCAAUAAAAUAUCUUUGCUAUUUACCGACCAAUAAACAAUAAUGAAACGAAUGUUUCCGUUCGUAAUUUAUUGUAUAUUGAAAGCAUUAAAAAGGAUGUUUAUUAUGUAAAAUUUAGUUAUCAAAUAUGAAAAUAAUAGAAAACUUCAUGUUAAUUUAUGCGUUUAGAAAAUGCUAUAAUAAAUAAUGCUGCGCAUAAUCAUUAAUUUGAAAAAUAUAUACACAUAAUUAUUGCUUCAUGUGUUAUGAUAAUGCACAUCACGCCAGAUGCAAAAAAAUGAAUCUAAUCUGAUUGAGACAGCCAUUUGAAUGAAGCCUCAAUCGACGCUUAUAUAUACACUGAUCAUUAGAUAUUUCAAAUUUCGAAAAAUCCAUCAGAUACUAUUAUGAAUGCUACUAAAAUAAUGAAAAAUUGUAUAUACAAUUGAUUAAUAUAAUUUCGAAUAAAUGACACAACA